This is a messenger RNA of Musa acuminata subsp. malaccensis (wild Malaysian banana), 2144 nucleotides long. RefSeq names its product RAN GTPase-activating protein 2. Gene Ontology annotation, molecular function: GTPase activator activity; protein binding. The record is from RefSeq and is a predicted model, not a curated record. Lineage: Eukaryota; Viridiplantae; Streptophyta; Magnoliopsida; Zingiberales; Musaceae.
AAGGGUUAGGGUUUCAUUUUCCUUCCACGGAGUAGUGACCGAGAGGGCGACAUCAUUUCACUCUUUUCGGCGGCGCUGCGUCGGAUCUUUGGUGUACACGUUGUGACCGCGUUACCACUUUUGUGAUAUUUUGCAAAGCUGAAGUUAGAAUUUGGACAUGGAUGCUGCUGCUACUCAAGAUUUUCAUCCUCGUACGUUCUCAAUUAAACUAUGGCCACCAAGUGCAAGCACAAGAACGAUGCUUGUGGAAAAGAUGACCAAGAAUCUCUCCUCAGAAUCGAUUUUCUCCAGGAAGUAUGGCCUUCUGAGCAAAGAAGAGGCUUAUGAGAAUGCUAAACGGAUUGAGGAUGAGUGCUUUAUCGCUGCCAGUGAACAUUUUCAAAAGGAGCCUGAUGGUGAUGGAAGUUCUGCAGUCCAGUUCUAUGCCAGGGAGACCAGCAAGCUAAUGUUGGAAGUACUUAAAAGAGGCCCUGAACGCAAAGAGCAUGGAGAAGUGGUGGCAGUUGAUAGGCCUGUUAAACCUAUUGAAACUGUGUUUGAUAUUUCAGGUGGUAGAAGGGCAUUUAUUGAUGCUGAUGAAGCCAGAGAACUUCUUAGCCCACUAACUGAGCAAGGAAACUCAUACAAAAAGAUUUGUUUGAGCAACAUAAGCUUCGGAAUUGAUGCAGCCCAUGUUGCAGGACCUAUAUUGGCAUCUCUCAAGGGACAGCUGACGGAAGUAAAUCUAUCAGAUUUUAUUGCAGGAAGGCCAGAGGAUGAAGCUCUUGAAGUCAUGAAGAUAUUCUCAUCAGCCUUGGAAGGGUGUGUUCUCAGGUAUCUGAAUCUGUCUGACAAUGCAUUAGGUGAGAAGGGUGUUCGGGCAUUUGGGGCACUUCUGAAAUCACAAAAUAGCUUGGAGGAGCUUUCCUUGAUGAAUGAUGGAAUAUCUGAGGCAGCUGCCAAAGCUGUGUGCGAGCUAAUUCCAUCAACUGACAAGCUGAAGAUCCUGCAUUUCCAUAACAAUAUGACAGGAGAUGAGGGUGCUAUCGCUAUUUCUGAGGUCCUGAAACAUUCUCCUCUGCUGGAAGAUUUCAGAUGCUCAUCGACCAGGGUGGCUUCUGAGGGUGGAAUUGAAUUGGCCAAGGCACUGGAGACUUGUACUCAUUUGAAGAAGCUAGAUAUCCGUGAUAAUAUAUUUGGUGUUGAUGCUGGGAUAACCCUGAGCAAGACGCUUGAAAAACUUGUUCACAUCACAGAAAUCUACAUUAGCUAUCUGAAUUUGGAAGAUGAGGGGGCCAUUGCCAUUGCUAAUGCCCUGAAACAAUCUGUACCUUUUUUGGAAGUUAUGGACAUUGCUGGCAACGAGAUCACAACAAAAGCUGCUCCAGCAUUAGCAGAGUGUAUUGCUGUCAAGAAGUCACUCAGGACACUGAUCUUGUCUGAGAAUGAGCUGAAGGAUCAGGGUGCUGUUCUGAUCGGCAGAGCAUUGGAAGAGGGUCAUACACAGCUCAAGGAACUUGAUGUGAGUAUCAACAUGUUAAGGAGGGUCGGGGCUAGAUGUUUGGCGCAGGCAGUGUCAAAUAAGCCUGACUUCAAACUUCUGAACAUAAAUGGCAAUGCAAUUUCAGACGAAGGCAUUGAUGAGGUGAAGGAAAUACUUACGAAUGGUAGUAAUUCUGUGGAUGUACUUGGACCAUUGGAUGAGAAUGAUGUGGAAGAGGAAGGCGAAGAUGGAGAAGAGGAGGAAGGAGAAGGAGGUGCUGCCGCAGAAGGUGAAGGCGAAUUGGAGUCAAAGCUCCACCAUCUCAAAGUCGAGCAGGAUUAGAAGAUAGUAUUGACUCAUUAUCAAUUUAAGCACUAUGUCUAGUUUCCUUUGUCUUGGCUUGGCAGACGACAGUGACACAUUUUCUGGUUUGUUAACUGUCAAUUCUACCUCUUGACUGAGGCUUAGCUGCUGCCGCCGUGGAGCUCUGCGACCUUUUCUUUGCACUGAUAUAGACAAUGUUAGGGGGCUUGAUCUCUUUCAUGUCUUGUGUUAUCAAGAUGUCUUGUGUUAUCAAGAAGAAGCAUUUAGUAGCAAGGUCUUCAUCUGGGAUUAUUUUGACCCUUUGCUCUGCAUGCUUUUAUCUUAACCUUUAUGAAGAUGUUGGAAUCGUUGGAGCAUU